Messenger RNA from Caenorhabditis remanei, 567 nucleotides. RefSeq lists its product as uncharacterized. The coding region runs from base 1 to 567 and encodes 188 amino acids. The transcript is spliced from 6 exons. NCBI's taxonomy places the organism in Eukaryota, Metazoa, Nematoda, Chromadorea, Rhabditida, Rhabditidae. The record is from RefSeq and is a predicted model, not a curated record.
AUGGCACGUCGUCGAAAACUGUCCGCCGCUUCCUCUCCACAAGUAGAUCACCGCAUCUUUUCGAUCUACUCGCUCACCAUCUCCUUCGUCUACAUGCUUCGUAUCGCUUUCGAGCUGGUCGCUCAGAAAACUCAGGAUAUGGAUGUUCAAUGGGAAGUGACCGAGUGCCUAUUCGUCGUCUUUGGUGUCCUUAUCUCAAUUGCUCUUCACAAUGCCUAUGAUACACGUAUCUCAUUAAUCUCAAUCUCCUGGACCAUUUGGAUGUUCAUCAACACGAUUUUCGCACUUUUUGUGGUCAAUUCCGAUAUUAUUCAGCUUGUAAUCAAACGAAUCCAAUCUCACAUUGUGUUCCGCCCAUUGGAUGUGGUCAAGUUCAUUUUGGAUGUGAUUCACUUUUUCAACAUUCCAGUCUCGCUUUAUUUCAUCUGCGUCUUCCUCGUCUCCUCGAAAACCCACAAACGCCGUCGUCCACGCAAGAAUAAGGCUGUUUCAGACAAAAACGUGAUCAAGAAGCAGUUCGAGGUGUCUAAUGUGUUUGUCGGCGAUGAGAUGGUCUACUAUGUCUGA